Cyprinus carpio (common carp) is the source of this 1600-nucleotide messenger RNA. It is a transcript of the gene crppa, whose product is annotated as CDP-L-ribitol pyrophosphorylase A. Lineage: Eukaryota; Metazoa; Chordata; Actinopteri; Cypriniformes; Cyprinidae. Gene Ontology annotation, cellular component: cytosol. Gene Ontology annotation, molecular function: D-ribitol-5-phosphate cytidylyltransferase activity. The record is from RefSeq and is a predicted model, not a curated record. Gene Ontology annotation, biological process: isoprenoid biosynthetic process; protein O-linked glycosylation via mannose.
AUGAGAUCCCACAUCCCAGUUGCUGCAAUGUCUUGGACGAGUGGAUAACACCAGGCUCCCCCUGAUACAGAGCGGGAAAGCUGCAACGCUACUGCCGCGAAACAUAGCUCAAAUCACCCGCCGAAUGGCGAUACAGAAAAUCGGUUAACAGCUUCUUCCCAUGAACACGGCUGUCACAAGUGAGGAGCUUCUUGUUUAGGACUCUGGAGAAAUGCAGCAGGAGCGCUGUUCUUCCCCCGACAGGCCUCUGGAUCCCGGCUGUCUGCUGGAAUGCGACGCCGAGCGGAGCGCGGACCGGCUCGGUUGCGCGGCGGUGGAUUUCCCGGUAGCUGUAGUUCUUCCCGCCGGUGGCUCUGGGGAAAGGAUGGGACUGGCCACACCGAAACAAUUCUGCACCAUUCUCAACAGACCUCUGAUAAGCUUCACGAUUCAAGCGUUUGAGAGAUUAUCAUGGAUCGGAACUGUUGUCGUUGUGGUUGCUAAGGAGAAUCAUGACUUGAUGCUGAAUAUUGUCAAGAAAUUUAAUCACACAAAGGUAAAAGUAGUCCACGGAGGAACCACCAGACACAGGUCUAUCUUCAACGGACUCCGGGCCUUCAGCAGCACUACAGACUCACUGACGCCCAAACCAAAAGUGGUCAUCAUCCAUGAUGCUGUACGGCCGUUUGUGGAAGAAGAUCUUCUGUUGAAAAUCACCCUAGCAGCUAAAGAGCAAGGGGCCUCGGGUGCGAUACGUCCUCUGGUGUCCACAGUCAUUGCAACCACGUCAGAGGGCUACCUGGACCACUCGCUGGAGAGAGCAAAGUACAGAGCCAGUGAAAUGCCUCAAGGAUUUCUUUAUGACAUUAUUUUCCAGGCCUACCAGCGGUGCAGUGAAUUUGACUUUGAGUUUGGCACCGAGUGCCUACACUUGGCCCUGCAGUACUGUGGCACGAAUGCAAAGCUCAUAGACGGACCACCGACUCUGUGGAAAGUAACAUACAAGCGAGAUUUAGCAGCUGCGGAGGCUAUUAUUAAAGAGACUCUUUCGAUGUCAGCAUGUAUCAUCGCAGGAGCUGAAGCAGAAGCUGUUGAGUUGGCCAAAGCACUUCAGAAAAAUCUGAACAUGAUGGAGACAGACGUCAUUCCAUGUGCAAAGGAAAGUAAUACAGAGUACCUGUCCAAAACCCGAAACUUUAUUCACAUAUCUAGGACUGCUUCAAACUUCUUGGGGACCCUGGACAUGGUGAAACGUUUUGAGCAUACCGACCACGCUCGUUUAUACCCAGUAGUUGUUGUUUGGGUACAGCUGAACAUGACAAAUAAGUCUGUCGACAGCCAAAAGACAGACGAGUUAGCCUUCAGGACUCUGGCCUCUGAAGUCAUACUGGGAAAUGUUCUGCUCUAUGGAAUUCAGAUUGAUCACACCAAGGUGCCAGAGCAGUGGGAGAGAUCAGUGGAGAGACUCGCUCAGAUCACAGUCGCCCUCAUCAGAGACAGAAAUGCUGCUCUCACUGGACAGCUGCUUCAUGCCUGAGACUGAAGCAUGAGAAGAUGUGUUACAUUAGACAACCAAGGUGCGGCCUGUGGACUCACAAAGACAGAAGCACGGAAUCUAAAG